Anguilla anguilla (European eel) is the source of this 2354-nucleotide messenger RNA. RefSeq names its product cysteine and glycine-rich protein 1a (gene csrp1a). Gene Ontology annotation, biological process: muscle tissue development; sarcomere organization. Gene Ontology annotation, molecular function: actinin binding; structural constituent of muscle. Bases 364 to 996 code for a protein of 210 amino acids. Lineage: Eukaryota; Metazoa; Chordata; Actinopteri; Anguilliformes; Anguillidae. The transcript has 6 exons. The record is from RefSeq and is a predicted model, not a curated record. Gene Ontology annotation, cellular component: nucleus; cytoplasm; Z disc.
CUCUUCCCCCUCUGUAUCUCUCUCCCUCUAGCUUUCUCUCUCUCCUCUCGACACCUUGUGUGUCUCCCCUCUUUCACUACCCCAUCAAAAUUUACCUUCUUUCUCGACCACUUAAUUCUCCGUACCCCUUCUAUGUCUACGUCUGCACCCACUCUUUCUAGCUCUUCUGUUGUUUUUCUCCACCCAUCUCUCUCUCUCUCUCCCUCUCCCUGGCCCCUCCCUCAGUUGUGACUCAGAGCACACAGGCUCUCUGCUCUUCUGUGUUAAGCAGGAACGUUCAGCAGCUGUUCGGCACAUCUGGAGCUCCAGAGACUCGUUGCCCUCACACCAGGAGGACCCCGGCCCCACACACACAACUGCAGGAUGCCGUUCGGAGGAGGAAACAAGUGUGGCUGCUGCCAGAAGACUGUGUACUUUGCAGAGGAGGUUCAGUGCGAGGGGCGGAGCUUCCACAAGUCCUGCUUCCUGUGCAGUGAGUACCAGGAAGGGGAGGGGCGGAACUUCCACAAGUCCUGCUUCCUGUGCAUGGUGUGCAAGAAGAACCUGGACAGCACCACCGUGGCAGUCCACAUGGACGAGAUCUACUGUAAGGCCUGCUACGGAAAGAAGCAUGGGCCAAAAGGCUACGGUUAUGGUGGGGGAGCGGGAACGCUGAGCAUGGACACGGGCGAAUCCCUGGGCAUCAAACACGAAGAACCAGCGGCGCAUCGUCCCACCAACAACCCCAACCCGUCCAAAUUUGCGCAGAAGUUUGGCGGCUCGGAGGUGUGCCCGCGGUGCGGCAAGGCGGUGUACGCCGCGGAGAAGGUGGUGGGGGCCGGCAGCGCCUGGCACAAGAGCUGCUUCCGCUGUGCCAAGUGUGGCAAAGGCCUGGAGUCCACCACCCUGGCCGACAAGGAGGGCGAGAUCUACUGCAAAGGCUGCUACGCCAAAAACUUUGGUCCCAAAGGCUUCGGGUUCGGCCAGGGCGCGGGGGCGUUGGCACACGCCCAGUAGGGGGCGGACUCGAGCGACGAGGUCAUCUGGGGGCGCAUUCCCGUAUCCUGUGUAAUCAUGACAUCAGCACUCGCCAAAGGCCGAAGAGCUCUGAGUCACCAGGGUGGACCUGCCUGCGCUAAAGAAAGCUGUCCCUCCUCACGCACACUUCCCUCUUAGGCUUGCUACAUACUCUACGCAAGGAACGCGCGCAACGACGCAACAAGCAACCACGUUUCUUAACGCAACGCAAAUAUGUGCUGCACUUCCACACAUUUCCGUUAGAGGCACUCAAUGUAAAUACUGUCCAACGAACAACUAAAAACUAUUAACAGUCACCAAGGUUACUCACCCCAACCAGACUGGCCUAGGCUGCCCCCUUGUGGAUCAGCGGUGUGUAACCUCAGACAGGGCUAAAGCCGGUAAGCGUGCGUACGGUAUGUAAACACGGCUAGCGUCCCAAAUGUGAGCUGGCGUUUGCGCACCUUGUGUAGAGUACGUGCUAGGCCUUAAAGCGGAAGGAUACAAGCUCCAUUGAUUCCUACAGGGACACCAACAUGCUCCAGUCCAAAAUGACUAAAAUGGCUUCAAGCUGAUAGAUAAAGCAGGCUUCCAAAACUAGAUACCUGCAUGUUUUGCAUUGUAAGUUUCUGGGCUCAAUGUCUUUAGUAUUGGGAAUGUCAGGAAUGUUUUAACCAUUACUUACGCUCUUCAUUCCCCAAUCAUCUCCAUUUAAGGGAAAGAUACCGCAGCGCACGGGUCGGACAGGAAGUGACAGUAUAGCUACAUUCCAACCCAUUUCCUUCUGCACGCGCUCCCUGCUCCCUAAUUCCCAGCGCAAGGUUGCCUAGGAGACCAAACCAGGAGUGAACACAAUGGAAUGCUACCCAAAACACGGUGACCGCAUGCAAGGGCCGCUCACACAGCAUCGACCGCCAAUCACACAGCAUCGACAGCCAAUCACACAGCAUCGACCGCCAAUCACACAGCAUCGACCGCCAAUCACACAGCAUCGACAGCCAAUCACACAGCAUCGACAGCCAAUCACACAGCAUCGACAGCCAAUCACACAGCAUCGACCGCCAAUCACAGAGCAUCGACAGCCAAUCACUGCCUUCAGAUACCGCUACAGCACACCUCUGCUCGCAAAUACCUUUUUACAGUAUCUCCAAGAUAUGUAACACCAAUAUUUUCCAUAGAUAGCCCUUUUUUUAUGUUACAAAAUCAAAAUAUUCUGCCACAUUGUGUGAGUGCUUGGGCAGAUGUUGCGACACUGCGAUUUCAACUAAUGCAUCAUUUAAAUCAGAAAUGCAAUGGAGGCUGUAUAAAUAAUAAUGUAUUAUCGACAAUUAAAACCGCAACAUGCAAAGAAACUGGCA